AUGGGUAUCUCGCGCUCUUCGCGACACAAGCGUUCACAUACCGGUGCACAGCGCCCCCACUACCGCAAGAAGAGAAAGUUCGAGCUCGGUCGCCAAGCCGCUUCCACCAAGCUCGGCCCCAAGCGUGUCCACAGCGUCCGCGUCCGCGGUGGUUCUCUCAAGUAUCGCGCCCUUCGCCUCGACUCGGGUAACUUCGCCUGGGGUAGCGAGCACGUCACUCGCAAGACGAGGAUUAUCGGUGUCGUCUACAACGCUUCCAACAACGAGCUUGUCCGCACGAACACGCUUGUCAAGAGUGCCAUCAUCCAGAUUGACGCUACUCCCUUCCGUCAGUGGUAUGAGGCUCACUAUGCCCAGCCUGUGACCAAGAAGGGUGCGAAGAAGGAUGCCCCUGCUGAGACUGAGGAGGAGAAAAAGCAGUCCAACCACGUGCAGCGCAAGCUUGAGGAGCGGAAGAAGGACGCGAAGAUCGACACCCUGCUCGAGUCGCAAUUCGCCGCGGGUCGGUUGUACGCCGUUAUCAGCAGCCGGCCAGGACAGUCGGGCCGUGCGGACGGUUACGUGCUUGAGGGGCGGGAGCUCGAGUUCUACCUGAGGAAGAUCAGGACUGGCAAGCAGAAGCACGCGCAUGCGGCGUAA
Epithele typhae is the source of this 639-nucleotide messenger RNA. RefSeq names its product ribosomal protein S8e. The record is from RefSeq and is a predicted model, not a curated record. Gene Ontology annotation, molecular function: structural constituent of ribosome. Gene Ontology annotation, biological process: maturation of SSU-rRNA from tricistronic rRNA transcript (SSU-rRNA, 5.8S rRNA, LSU-rRNA); translation. Lineage: Eukaryota; Fungi; Basidiomycota; Agaricomycetes; Polyporales; Epitheliaceae. The transcript has 6 exons. Gene Ontology annotation, cellular component: ribosome; cytosolic small ribosomal subunit. The coding region runs from base 1 to 639 and encodes 212 amino acids.